Penicilliopsis zonata CBS 506.65 is the source of this 533-nucleotide messenger RNA. RefSeq lists its product as hypothetical. The transcript has 2 exons. The coding region runs from base 91 to 372 and encodes 93 amino acids. NCBI's taxonomy places the organism in Eukaryota, Fungi, Ascomycota, Eurotiomycetes, Eurotiales, Aspergillaceae. The record is from RefSeq and is a predicted model, not a curated record.
CGGCUCUAGUACUGUUUUUGACUCCCCUUUGCAUAGGCCUCGACCUGCUUCUAAAAUAGGAGCCGAAGAAGUUCAAGCUCAUUACGGAACAUGGAAAGGCUCAUUGCCACUAUCUUUGACUACAUCCAUGACAUAGCGAAGGUUAGGCCUUUCGUUCUGCGCAUAGAUCUAGAGGUCAUUCUUAUGCAAAUGGGAAUUGAGAUGAUGACAUGGAUGAAUCACUGCGUCGAGACCGAGCAGAAGAAAGAUCACUAUGUCAUGCAAGGGCGGCUCGAACACGAGCUUUGGGUCAUGAUAACUAAUCUAGAAGCCCCAAACACCAUAUCUGGAGACUUGGGGCCAUGGCCACCUCGAUCACUGUCAACAAAGUGACCAUUCCUGCCGAGCGAGACAGUGAGAGGGCAUUGAAUGUACAUAGAUGAAAGCAAUUCUUGAAAUUAUCAACCGAUCCCUUCUAGGCCUCUACUUGAUGUCUCUUUGAUCCUGCUGGUAUGUUCUUCAUAAUCAUCCUUAAUCCUCAUCGCUGCUUUCCG